AUGUCUCAAAUUAGAGCUCAAAUGCAACGUGAUGAACAGUUUUUACAAAUUGAUAAAGAAGCACAACAAUAUAAAAAAAUGCUUUCAAACCUUUCUUCUAUUAAUAAUAUUGAAGAUGAUAUUCAAAUAUUUGACAAUGAUGAAUUUAUACCUAAUGUAUCAGAUACUGAAAUAGAAAAUGACGAAGAAAGUGAUAAUUCUUUAACUGGUAAUAUGAAAAUAACUGAUAAUUGGCGAAAUAUAAUAGCAAGUUGGGUAGAACUUAUUGAAGAUGAAGUUCAAGAUUUGGAAAUAGAAAAUAUGGUUGAAAAUUUUGAUAUUACUGUAGCUAAUAUUUCUCAAAUAACACAUCCUGUAAAUGAUAUGCAAGCAAAAUGGAACUUAUGUGAUAUAUUUACAGAUAAUUUAGAAUUUCCUAGUUAUUUAGAAAGUUUUAUAGCAGGAGAAA
Funneliformis mosseae is the source of this 448-nucleotide messenger RNA. Lineage: Eukaryota; Fungi; Glomeromycota; Glomeromycetes; Glomerales; Glomeraceae. The record is from the annotation of a GenBank genome assembly.